UACAGUACGCGACAACCGAGUCUGACGCGCAUUAUCUUGUUUAGCUUCUCUAUCAGUCAACUCUUCACCAUUCAUGAAGCUUAAUCAUUCUCCGAACUCAAAUAGUAACCGAGCCGUUUCAGCACAUGUUAAACAGCAACUCUAGCAAAGCAGCAGCAGCAGUAACUCACCAUGAAUAUCAUCGUAUGGCUUUUGGCGUCCAUGAUCUUGUGCAAUGGUCUUCCUGCAAUUGGACUGAGCACAAACGCCACGGGAAGGCCAAAAGUUGUGAAUAUCGGGGCUAUUUUUUCGAUCAAAUCUGUGAUUGGAAAAGCUGCAAAAGUUGCAAUCGAUGCAGCCAUAGACGAUGUAAAUUCUCACCCAGAUAUUCUUCAAGGAACUCAAUUGAAACUCCGGUUGAAGGACUCCAAUUACAGUGGAUUUAUGGCGGUAGUGGAAGCUUUACUAUUCAUGGAGAAAGACACUGUUGCCAUAAUUGGUCCCCAGUCAUCAGUGACGGCUCAUGUGAUUUCCCAUAUUGCCAAUGUUCUGCAAGUCCCCCUAUUGUCAUUCUCAUCCACGGAUCCUACCCUGUCUCCUAUUCAGUUCCCAUUCUUUGUGAGGACUUCUCAGAACGAUUUAUAUCAGAUGGCUGCCAUUGCUGAGAUCAUAGACCAUUACGAAUGGAGAGAGGUGAUAGCAAUCUACGAUGAUAACGAUCACGGGAGAAAUGGGAUUGCUGCAUUGGGGGAUAAACUGGCAGAAAGAAGAUGCAGGAUCACCUACAAAGCACGUCUAAGCCCAGAACCGACUAGGGAUGAAAUCACCGAUGUUUUGGUUAAGGUGGCUUUGAGAGAGUCCAGGAUUCUGGUUGUACAUGUUCCUGGUAGUUGGGGUCUUAAAGUGUUCAGUGUGGCUCAGUAUCUAGGAAUGCUGGGAAGCGGUUAUGUUUGGAUUGCUACUAAUUGGCUAUCUACUGUCCUCGAUACGAACUCGCCAUUGUCUCAAGAUGCCAUGGAUGAUAUUCAAGGAGUUGUUACAUUGCGGAUGUACACACCAGAUUCAGAACUCAAGAGGCGAUUUGUUUCAAGGUGGAUCAACUUAACCAAAGGAAAACCAUUUGGACUCAACGCUUAUAGUCUAUAUGCCUACGACACAGUGUGGCUGCUUGCUCGUGCAAUCAAUGAGUUUUUCAAUAAGGGCGGAAACAUUUCAUUUUUAAAUGGUUCUUUAUCAUCGGAGCUCAGUGAAGGAAACUUGCAUCUUGAUGCUUUGAGCGUGUUCCAAGGAGGGAACUUGUUACUUGAUAACAUUUUGAACGUCAAUAUGAAGGGUGUCACAGGGGAUUUCAGGUUUACAAAUGAUCGGAAUCUCAUUAAUCCUGCAUUUGAACUCAUCAAUGUGAUUGGUACCGGCUAUAGAAGAUUUGGAUACUGGUCCAAUCAUUCUGGCCUAUCGACUGUGCCUCCAGAAAUGCUUUGGGGAAAACCACCUAACCGUUCGAGCUCGAGUCAAACGCUAUACGGUGUUGUUUGGCCUGGACAAACCACACAGAAACCCCGUGGAUGGGUGUUUCCAAAUAGUGGCAGACAUUUGAGGAUUGGAGUUCCUUAUCGUGUUAGUUACCGUGAAUUCGUCUCGGUAGGAGGCCCUGAUGCAAUUACAGGACACUGCAUUGAUGUAUUCACUGCUGCUCUCAAUUUGUUGCCCUAUGCUGUCCCAUACAAAUUAAUCCCCUUCGGGGAUGGUCGUACCAAUCCGAGUGGCACCGAGCUGGUUCGUUUGAUCACAGCAGGUGUGUUUGAUGCGGCAAUAGGCGACAUUGCAAUCAUCACUAACAGAACAAAGAUGGCAGAUUUCACGCAGCCAUAUAUCGAGUCUGGAUUAGUUGUGGUGGCCCCAGUUUGGAGGAAGAAUUCUAAUGCUUUUGCCUUCCUGAGGCCAUUCACACGAAGGAUGUGGGCAGUGACAGCCAUCUUUUUUCUGCUGGUGGGAACUGUAGUUUGGAUUUUGGAGCAUAGGUUGAAUGAUGAGUUCAGAGGCCCCCCGAGACGACAAGUAGUUACUCUUUUAUGGUUUAGUUUUUCAACUUGGUUCUUCGCCCAUAGAGAAAAUACUGUCAGUGUACUUGGACGCAUAGUUCUUAUUAUCUGGCUAUUCGUGGUUCUCAUAAUCAACUCUAGCUACACAGCAAGCCUAACCUCAAUCCUUACAGUGCAACAACUUACAUCUCCUAUUAAGGGCAUUGGAACUUUAGUAGCAAGCAAGCAUCCUAUAGGUUACCAGCAGGGAUCAUUUGCUAGAAACUAUUUAAUCGACGAGCUAAAAAUCGAUCCUUCACGACUUGUUGCUCUCAAUUCCCCGGAUGAAUGUGCUAAAGCAUUGAAAGAUGGGCCUCACAAGGGUGGUGUGGCUGCAAUGGUGGAUGACCGUGCUUAUAUCGAGCUCUUUCUCUCUACCAGAUGUGAAUUCAGUAUCGUGGGUCAAGAGUUCACCAAAAACGGAUGGGGAUUUGCCUUUCCACGCGACUCUCCUCUAGCGGUGGACAUGUCAACUGCCAUUCUCAAACUUUCUGAGAACGGAGAUCUGCAAAGGAUCCACGACAAAUGGCUGUUACGGCGUGCAUGUAGUUAUCAAGGUGCAAAGAUGGAAGUGGACAGGCUUCAGCUUAAAAGCUUCUGGGGGUUAUUUCUCAUAUGUGGAUUAGCUUGCUUGAUUGCUCUCUUCCUGUAUUUCUUGAAGAUGGUGAGGCAGUUCAGCCGCCAUUACUCCGAGGAAUCCGAAAUUCAAAGCUCCAGAUCUGCACGCGUUCAGACGUUUCUUUCGUUCGUGGAUGAAAAGGAAGAGGAGGUUAAGAGUCGGUCGAAGAGAAGGCACAUGGAGAGAGUCUCUAAUAGGGCUGAUGAUGGAUCAAAUGGCACUGGCUACUCCAUCAGAAGAAAUAUUGGUGAAUUUGCUUCAAACAAAAGCAUUGGAACUCCUACCGGAAGUAAUGAAGUCUAGGUAAUGUAUGGCUUUCAUUUAUCAUAUAGUGUAAACACAUAUUGAGAUCAUUUUAUAAAACCAGUGGAGGUAAAUUGUGUAAGAAUCAAUCAGCCAAUAGCACAUAGGUGCUAAGGGGCUUAUAAUGUACUUGUACAGGCAAAUUAUGUAAGAAUUCUCUCUUUACCAAA
Hibiscus syriacus is the source of this 3152-nucleotide messenger RNA. RefSeq names its product glutamate receptor 3.6-like. The transcript has 7 exons. Gene Ontology annotation, cellular component: plasma membrane. Lineage: Eukaryota; Viridiplantae; Streptophyta; Magnoliopsida; Malvales; Malvaceae. Bases 172 to 2982 code for a protein of 936 amino acids. The record is from RefSeq and is a predicted model, not a curated record. Gene Ontology annotation, molecular function: ligand-gated monoatomic ion channel activity; signaling receptor activity.